AUGAUGAGCUCGCCGACAGCCCGCAGGAGGUGGAGGACCUCACCCUCCACGUGCCUGGCGAGUUCCCAGCUCCUCAGACGGACCCGCGGUCAGGGCGACCGGCUGACGCACCCGUGCCCGAGCCAUCCAGCCCCCGAGCCCGCACCCCACUCCCCCGGCCGGUCCUCGCCAGAGCCUCAGCAGGCUGCUGAGGACUACAGAGGACCGGAUGACCAGCCGGGGUACCUGGCCGUGGUCCAGUUGGCCACGGCCUUGGUGGGGUUGCGUCACGACCCGGCCUUGUCCGAGGGGAGGGUAGAUGAGCUUAUCAGGCUAUACGAGGCCCUGUCACCGUACGACAGGGCCCGAGUAGUUUACCCUCCCCGCUACAGGGACAGGCUAGCUCAGGGGCGCUUCAUGGCAGCGAAGCCAAGCCGCACCAGUAUACCUGGUGUGGAAAGCUUGAGACGCUGCCUGGUCGGAGAGACCUCUGGACCUGCCAGCAGUCCCAGCGCAAGCCGGCUGGUUGAGGCAGUAUGCACCCAGCUCUGCCGCUUGAUCCCCUCGGGCAGCCGUGCGCGCGGUGCCCGGAGGUCAUGGUGGGACAGCAUACUGCUUCGGUACCAGCACAUCCGGGACCUUGUGCUGGGCCACCAGAGGCUGAUGGCUCGGGCGCCCAUACAGCUCUUUGAGCUGAACUCCAGGACCCUCUCGCUGUGGUAUGUUUGAUGCUUUUGAUGUUAUGGUAAUGACAUGCUUGAAUGGCAUGCUCUCAAAAUUGUACAUGUAACUAAAAUACUACGUUGAAAUCCGUUCUCAGGUUCACCAGGAUGCAGCGGGAGAAGGAGAGGACUGUGCUAGCUUCAGGCGUUGCAGCAGAGGGACGACCACCAGCGGCAGCGGUUUCGGCGCCGUGCCCAGCAGCAGCGGUGGAUCGUUCUCCGGCAGCAGCAACAGGCCAGGCGAGGACAGCAGCGCCAAGGACGGCGGGACCUCUGGCAGCAGCACCGGCUGUGGCAGCACCGGUGCCUGUUCUGCCAGCGCCAGUGCGCCCACUGGCGCCUUUACCGCCUGCCCCCUCAGCUGUUGUCCUGGCUAUACCACCAGCUGCUGCAGCUGCAACAGGACAUUUUCCAGCAACACAGCCUCUCUUUCUGGACCUCUCACUGCCCCAGCAGAGUGUGAGGGUGCUCCCCAUACCAACGCUCCCUCGGACAACGCCAGCCCCACACGUCCUCCCUCUGCCGCUGGCUGACGCACAUCACGCCGGCCCUCGGCUGCCUGCACCUC
Molecule: messenger RNA, 1269 nt
Organism: Rhinichthys klamathensis goyatoka
Lineage: Eukaryota; Metazoa; Chordata; Actinopteri; Cypriniformes; Leuciscidae
Exons: 3
Coding region: 1-708 (235 amino acids)
Source: RefSeq, a predicted model, not a curated record